Molecule: messenger RNA, 4601 nt
Organism: Pelodiscus sinensis (Chinese soft-shelled turtle)
Lineage: Eukaryota; Metazoa; Chordata; Testudines; Trionychidae
Product: transmembrane protein 151B-like
Source: RefSeq, a predicted model, not a curated record
AUGCUUUCUCUUCCUUCUCAGCAACGUCCUGUCAAACAGUCCUUGAGUGCCUCCAUGUGCAGAGAAUCCCACUGGAAAUGCCUCCUCCUUUCCGUCCUCAUGUAUGGCUGCCUGGGCGCUGUGGCCUGGUGUCAGCUAGCCCGUGUCACCAAACUCAGCUUUGAUGGCUCCUUCAAGGGCAAGUCCAUGAUUUACCAUGAUAGCCCGUGCUCUGAUGGCUAUGUCUACAUCCCCUUAGCCUUCCUCACCAUGCUGUACGUGGCCUACCUGGUGGAGUGUUGGCACUGCCAUGCCAAAAGCGAACUCCAGUACAAGGUGGAUGUAGACAGCGUCUAUGACUGUAUCAGCCGCAUGCAGCAGGCCACUCCGUGUAUCUGGUGGAAGGCCAUCAGCUACCACUUUGUGCGGCGCACCCGGCAGGUAACCCGCUACCGCAAUGGUGAUGCCUAUACCACCACGCAGGUCUACCAUGAGCGGGUCAACACACAUGUGGCUGAAGCCGAGUUUGACUACACCCACUGUGGAUUCAAGGAUAUCUCCAAGGAGCUGCUGGGCCUGGAAUGCUACACAGCCACAAAGCUGAAGUUCACCAAGUGCUUCAGCUUUGCCAACACUGAGUCAGAGAACUCCUACCUGACCCAAAGGGCUCACUUUUUCACAGAGAUUGAGGGGCUGGAUGACUACAUGGAGGUCAGGGAAGGUAUGCAGCUUAAAAACAUAGACUUCAAAGAGCUUAUGAUGGCCUACGGGGACCCAGAGCAUCUCCCAUGGUACGUGUCCCACUACACUUUCUGGAUGGCAGCUGUCUUGAUGAUCUCCUGGCCACUGCGGGUGCUCAUAGAAUAUCAGACUGCAUAUGUGCACUACCAUGUUGAGAAGCUCCUAGGCUUAGAAUACACGGUGCCUGGCGUAGCAGAAGAGCCCCUGUACAGGUAUCGCAUGCCCCGGGAUAACACUCAGGACAGCACUGAACUGGAAUGGCACAUCUGUACCAACCGACAGCUGAUCCCCAGCUACUCGGAGGCCAUGCUCCUGGACCUGACAGGCUCCCCUACGUACAACGGCUACUCUGUGUGUGGGUACAGUGAAAUAGCUCACGGCUGUGAGCGCUGCAACCAGGCCUCCAGCACCUCCUCCAUCUUCUCCCGCUACGCCUUCCACAGUGGCAGCGGAAACUCACGUCUCUCCCUCAACACCAGCCGCUUCUCUUUGUGCCGGGUUCACGGGUCCCACAGGACAGGCCUUUGGAGGAGCUGCAGCAGCAGCAUUGCGGACCGUGGCUGCCAGGAUGAACAAUGUUGCUCUUACUCUAGCCAGCUAGCCAUCAAUGAAAACCCACCCACCUACCAGGAUGCCCGCUUUUUCCCAGUGUUAAUUGUGCACAGGCCUGAAGGGCAUGAGGGGAGGCGCUUCUACAUCCGGCGCUCAUCUUGCCUGGAGACCUCUCUGUGAUCAGGCCUUAUGGCUCUAUGGCUCCUCUCUCUCCAGGACAACUCCAUAGCACUAGCACUGUUUGACAGAGAUCAGCAGGGAAACCAUAAACUUCAUGACUGUGCCAGCACACAGUAGCUUAACAGGCCAAACACUCCAAUUUAAUUUCCUUCCACGCCAAUGCAAGAAAAUAUAUCCCCUCUGACAAGCAGCUACUCGGUUCUCUUCCUCCCACUUCUUAUUACUUUCCCAUCACUUGGUGGCCCCUCUCUUUUUUCUCUUUCCAUCCCUUCUUUCACUCAUCAGUCAUCCUUUUCCUUUCUUCCCCUGUCAGGUCUCCCCUCUCAAUCCUCCCCUCACAUGUCAGUCCUUAUGCUUUGCACCACUACAGCAAUUUCCACCCAAGGAUAUCAAAGCACUUUGCAAACAUUGAUGCAUUUAGACUUGCAACUCUCUUGUAAAGUAUGAAUCUGAGGCUCAGAGAGGUUAAGUGAUUUGCCCAAUAUUGCACAGGAAGUCAGAGCCAGAAACUGAAUUCAAAUCUGCAGAGUCAUAGUCACCUGCUGUUAUCACAAGACCACAUUUACCUUUCCAAAUCUUUCCCCCUCCUCUCAUUUACUCCCUCCCGCUUUCACUUCCUCCCGCGUUUCUGUGUCCACCUGUUUUCCUUUCUGGCUAUCUCAGUUGUGCUCCCUAAGUUCUCACCAUUUCUUUCCAAGGUCUCAAGAGUGUUUGAUUUUGCUUAAUCAAAGUGUCUUGCUUGCUUUCUGGGCACAGCCAGUUAGUACUGGUAAAAAAUAUCUACUACUCUAAUGGACCAUUUGUAGAAACAAAGGACCUGAUACUGAAAGGUGCUGCACAUCCAGAGCUGUCACUGUAAGGUCAUGCCCCAAAAUACUGACGUUUACCAGUAAAAGGAAAGAUGAUGUUCCAUCCCACCUUUCCUCCUACCCCACCAUGCUCACAGGCCUUGUCAAUAAAACAUUUCUUACAAUUGCUAACCCCAGUUCCACUCUUCAGAGUUAGCCACGUUGGGGCACUAAUGUAGACUAAAUGCUGGUUAGCACCACCAUUUUUAGCAUUAUGACCCUGAUUCCCAGUUACUCCAUUCCCACACCCGGCAUAGGAAGGGGGUGGCCAAAGCUGGGUGAUCUUUGUCACCUGUGUGCACCCCAUAAUCUGAGGCUGUUUGGAGGUUGCCACAGACCUGAGUGUCAGUUAAAGCAACCUCAGAACUGCUCUAACUUACCCUUUGCUUCCCAUGGCUUCUGUGGGUUCUGGGAAACAAACAGCUGUAGCAUUGUGUACUGGGGUACAUCCUUUGGCCCACUCUCAGCUUCCCACUCCAGGGCCCCAACAUCAGGGGCUGGGAGCACAGCCUGUAUCAUCCUAGUUCUAUGCUGGCCAGGAGGCCCUUUAUGCAGAGAUAUCCUUGAGGUGUUGUUUCUACUACCUAAAAGGCCCCUUUAUGCUGCCAGAUCAUGGUAAAGGUGCCUUAGUGUAAUGCCAGACCGGCCUCUGUGCCAUCUAACCCUGCUCAGAGGAGGUCUGGUUAAAACACCGGCAGCAGCCAACGACAUAUCUACAACAAGAUGCUCUACCACCAGUGGAAGCUGAACUGUGGUUAGCAACAGUAGACAAGGCUUGAGGUCUACUGGGCCUCAGAGUUAUUGAAACAUUUCCUAGCUCCACAAUCUUAAUGAACCCAAAGUGGCUGGCUGUUCUCCGGAUUUGCUAAGGGACCGCUUCAGAUUGCAAACCUCGUCCAAUGAGUGAGUGAUCCUCUCACCCCAAACAAAACCGAGAAAUGUUGUUGGGUGGAUCACAGAAAUGACUAUCAGUGCACAUCCAUAGAUACAGAAUGCAUUACAGAAUUUUUCAGAAACAAGGUGUUUUAACACCAUAGGGCAAAUAAAUAAGAAAAAUUGUCCACUAAGGGACUGUUAACAAAUACUUACUCCCAAAUCAUUUCUUAUAUAUCUACUUGUAAUUUGAAAUUGGUAAUUUGAACUACCUGUAGAUCAUAUCUGUACCUAUACAUAUAUAGGGAUUUCUUAUGGCAUUGACUGUUUCAUUGUGUAAAAAUCCUUUCUGUUUAAUUAUUCUGUAUUGUAAUACUGCAUUUAUAUCCACACAAGAGAGAUAGGGGGGAUUGCUUUCACCUAUGCAACACAAAGUUAAUCUGUAAGUAAUGGUGAUUGCAAUCAAAACGUUGUCUCGGUCUUAUAGGAGUUUUAUCUAUUUAUACAAAUGUUUUAUGUAAGUGCCUACCACUUCGGCAAGUAGGCACUAAUUGCAAAAGUUACAUGAUGCUUUUAGUCUACAAAAGUGCUUAGAGUUUCCUGUGCAAAUGCUUAAAAGAGCCAGGUCUAGGUUUGGGGGAGUUUUUAGAGAUGGAGUCAUGCCAAAAAUCUCAACUGUAAACCUCAAACCUGGGAAGGAGUUCAGACUGAGAUUCACACUAAAAUGAGUUAGCCCAAACCUCAGCUCUGAAUGGCACUCCCCACUACCACUUAGAACAUGGGGAGAUUUUAAAUCCCAAUCAAGAGUCAGAUCUGAGCUCUGUAUCUUCUUGAGCUCAUCUCUAAUUAUUUUUAGCUGGAGUAGUGCAGUCUGUUUAAUAUGAUUCCCUUUCUCCUUUACAUACACACAUGCACAGAGUUAAACGAUGGACAUAUGGAAGACUUAAGAACUGGAGGAGGCUGUAGCUUCCAGAAAUACAAGAACUGGACACAUUCCAGCAUUAUUUCCCAGAAGGGAGGUGAUCGAGAGAUAGAGGAGAGGGAGAAGGAAACAUGAAAGGAAACAGAAAAGGAAUGCUGGAUGCAUACACAUUUAAGUGAAAGUCAGGGGCUUGAUGUGGAUAAAGAUAACUCCCAGCCUGAGGUCACAAUCAAGCCAGAUAACAUGGUUACAGUGCAAGUACCCCCAGCACUGUUAAAAUGUGGUUCAGUCUUUUAGCAUAACUGAAGCCUACAUCUAUUAACUGUGUGAAAGCCCCAGACCUGUCCAAGACUCUAGCAUAGUCAGUCUGGGGACAUUGUUAAAAGGAUAUUUAGGUGCAAAAUAGAGACUGACCCAGGUAUCAACUAUGUCAGGGGACAGCUAUAUUAUAAGUGGGUCCCUAGAAUGGUUAUUAUUGUGCAAUACUAUAUUAUGUAAACAGCUAG